Molecule: messenger RNA, 354 nt
Organism: Epithele typhae
Lineage: Eukaryota; Fungi; Basidiomycota; Agaricomycetes; Polyporales; Epitheliaceae
Exons: 3
Coding region: 1-354 (117 amino acids)
Biological process (GO): mycotoxin biosynthetic process
Source: RefSeq, a predicted model, not a curated record
AUGGCCUGGAGGUCGGCAUCGUCGGCAGGCUACGACUACGUGCGCCUCGGGCCCGAGGACCGCGUCUUCGUCACCUCAAUGCGGGGCGUGACGCUGGGGCAUAUCGGGCACUACCUCAACUACAUUCGCCAAGAGGUGCUGUGCGCGCCGGACCUCGCGCUCGAACCUCCUGACCUGGAGGAGCGGGACUUCAGCGUGGAGCGGACGAAUGGGGUACACGUGUGCAAGAAUUGGGACCCCAUCUAUCACCUCAUGGACAGCAACUACCACGACUGGAAGGCGCGGACUGGAUAUGUUUUACAUGCACCUGCGCCCACUGUGAGGGACGUAGUGGGGAAGUAUGUGCCUGCUUAG